Messenger RNA from Diospyros lotus (date-plum), 1404 nucleotides. Its product is annotated as protein ELC-like. Gene Ontology annotation, cellular component: ESCRT I complex. The transcript has a single exon. Gene Ontology annotation, biological process: protein modification process; endosome to lysosome transport; protein transport. NCBI's taxonomy places the organism in Eukaryota, Viridiplantae, Streptophyta, Magnoliopsida, Ericales, Ebenaceae. Gene Ontology annotation, molecular function: ubiquitin binding. Bases 196 to 1221 code for a protein of 341 amino acids. The record is from RefSeq and is a predicted model, not a curated record.
AAUGUUAUUAUAUAUAAUAAGCAUUGACUUCAAGUCUUCAACCAUCAAACCGACUUCAAGUCAUCGUCAACCGCAAAACCACCCUUAAUCUAAUAGAUUUGCAAAAUCUGAUUCUGAUCAUUUAUUGAUAUAUAUGAGCAUCGAUCAUUGAUCAGUGAUGAUCACCACCACCUCUGUCUCAGCAGGUUUGUGUUAAUGGCAUCGAGAUAUUUGAUCGAAUUCAUCGAUGCAGCUCUCUUCUGCACCAGCCCUUUUGGCCUAUCUUACACGGACCCUGACCAGAAAUUGCUAGUUCGAGAACACCUUCUUUCCCUCUUCCAGGAUUUCCCCUCUCUGAUCUCUUCGUUCGACACCUUCAUCCACAACGAUGGCACCACGGUCAACCUCCUGAAUGCUACCGGCGAUCUCCAAAUCUCUCCUUCCACUCCUGCAGUUCCAAUCACCAUUUGGCUGCAUGAAAACUAUCCUAAACUGGCACCCAUCGUCUUCGUCUCAUCAAACUCAACUUACCGAAUCCAAAACGACCACCCUUUCGUCGAUCCUUCCGGCGCCACGACAUCUCCCUAUCUCCAGAGCUGGUCUCAUCCGAGGAGCAAUCUUUCGGGCCUUGUCCACAACCUCAUCAACCUCUUCUCCCUGAUCCAUCCUUUCUCCAUUUCCUCUUAUCCUUCUGUCUCAUCUCAUCCUUCUGUUUUCUCAAAAAUGGAGGCUAUGGACCGACUCUCGUACUAUCUCCAUAGCGACAUGGCUGCCAUGAAGGCUGCCAUCGAGGAGGAGCUAGAGGGGCUGUCUUCCCUGCAGUCUGAAAUGAUCAAGAGGGUCGACAUGGCUUCGAGCUUGGUCAUGGCUCUCGAGCACGAAGAAUCGAGCCUGAAGAGGAGGGUGAUGCAGCUGAGAGAGCAGGCUGAUGUGUUGACAAACUGGUUGAGAGUUAAUGAUCAUCAUCAUCAUCAUCAUCAUCAAGUUAAUGUGCUUGGAGAUGAUGAUGAAAUGGAGGAUCCAUUUGAAGUUGUUGAUGAGAAGUCAAAGCUGGUUCUUGAUUGCUUUGCUGCGGACUGUGCCCUGGAGGAUGUGUUCUAUGAACUGGACAAGGCAGUUGAGCAAGGGGCUGUUAGUUUUGAGAUGUACAUCAAGCAAGUAAGAGCCUUGGCCAGAGAGCAGUUUUUUCACAGGGUUAAGGCAGAAAAUUUGAGAGGUGAGAUGAAGUUCAUUUCAAUCUGAUUUCCACUGAAAUCUUUCCAUCCUUCAUUCAUGUUUGCACUUAUCUUUCCUUCUUCUUUUUACUUUGUUUCCACCCCCCCCCCCCCCGAAUGGUUCAUACCUGUGCGAAUCUAUCAUGGUUGUAGCCAUUCAUAUACAAAAGACUAUAAAUUCUACAUCUUAUAAGUUGUUUCCUUUUCACAA